Messenger RNA from Knipowitschia caucasica, 246 nucleotides. NCBI's taxonomy places the organism in Eukaryota, Metazoa, Chordata, Actinopteri, Gobiiformes, Gobiidae. The record is from the annotation of a GenBank genome assembly.
AUGGAGGAGCAGAUCGCUGUGGAGGCAGUCAAAACUGAAAAGGUCAAAAGUUACGUAGCCUCGCUCUGUUUCGGUGGGUCUGUUUUUGCUGACAGGAGGGAGCGUGCUGCUGGGCUAGAAGUGCACCGAGCCGCGACCGGAGAGGAGAAGCACAUCGGACACCACCUAUUUAUCACACUGACUCCUUCCGUCCACUGCCAAGGAGAUCAGAGCGAGUGGGGGAGAGGGCGGAUGAAGAUGGUGUAG